AUGGAUAGAUUUGUUCUGGCGGACACCGCCCAGCUGCAUUCUAAGAUUGCGGAGAUGGGACGUCGAAUACGCCAGCUGGAAGAUGGACUCGCCAUACUACAAUCCAGUAUAUCGGACGAACAACACCCAUUACUGAACGAAGACCUUCUAAUGAUCAAAUUCUAUCCCGACAAGUCAUCUGAAGAGGCGAAGAAUGAGCACUCCUUGGAUUGCAUUGAUGCAUUGGGAACCUUGACGAUCGGCGACAGUGGAGAUGCGAAAUACUUCGGUCGAUCCGCCGGUUCAGAGACUCUUCUUCUGGCGGGCGUGGAAAUGGAUAUGUCAGCAACCGAGGAAACAGAUCUUCCACCAACAUCGCCGGAUAUCGCGAGGCUGUCGCAACUCUUCCCUUUCGGCACUGACGGACUAUGGAACACUGAAAAAUCCCUCGAUAUACUGCUCGACUAUCUCCCCAGUCGCCCCCGCGCCUCUGCUCUAUGUGAAACUUACAUGGAGCAGGCGACAUGGAGCUGCAGGCCAAUUCAAAGGGAAGAAUUAAUCGACAGUAUCCUCACGCCGAUAUAUCGGUAUGUUAAGGAACGUGAAGUAGGAUCGCCACCUCCGACAGCAAUAUCCGCUCACCUCGUCGCUGUUCUCUUCAUGGUUUUCUCGCUGGGUUCCCUCAUGGACCUUACUCUCCCUUCACAUAGUCCCGAGUCAGAAAACUAUCAUCAAGUAGCACGGGCAGCAUUGGCGCUGCGCUCGGUGUUCGAUUCGCCAGAGAUCAGUACCGUACAAGCGAUUAUCUUGAUGGCAAGCUUUCACAGUCUAGGUAGCCGACGGUAUACUAUAGACAGUUCGUGGUCUCUUCUGGCCCUCGCUUGCAAACUAGCCCAGAGCAUUGGUCUUCAUCGUGAUAGUGCUCGAUGGAAGCUGGACGCGAAGACUAUCCAACGUCGUCGAGUGCUCUGGUGGGAAGUCUUCGCCAUGGAUCUGUUUCACAGCCUCGCAAUGGGGCGUCCGCCGUCCAUUCGAACAUCUUAUAUGGACUGCGAGUUUCCUGACGACGAAACGGAGACGAUCGGCGAAGAUGGUCAAGUUGCUAUAGGAUUUUAUCAUUGGAAAUAUAUCUUCGCUCGGGAUAUCCUCGCCAACGUGAUGGAGCUUACUCUCACUGCUGCGACACCCAGCUACCAGACUAUUCUUGAUCUUGAUCGAAAGGUUCGGGAGCUCCGUCCCCCGCCUCACCUCAACGUAUCCAUUACUCCGGACGAUCCGAAUUGGGCCCCCAGGGUAUACGUACAAGGCUCCAUGCUCUACAUACACCGUAGUUUCUUCGCUCAGGCCCUGCUCGACCAUCCGAUCAAUCCGUUACGUAGUCCCUAUGCUCCGUCUUUCCUUGCCGCCUACCGCUGUGCGUCAGGUAUAAUCAAACUCAGUGUACAACAUUAUAACCGCAUGCCGGACCUGUACGGUCGCUGGUGGCCUUUCUGGACCCACCUGUUUACUGCUGCGGUUAUUGUCGGAGCCAUUGUUACGAGAGCACCGUCAUCGCCCAUGGCAUCAACUGCCUUCGUAGAGCUCGGAAUUGCUUGUGACUUACUCGUAAAAGGUAGUCGGCUUUCGCGCCGAGUUCGAGGCGGACUGGUUAUCGUGAGCAAGCUACGAGAGAGAGCUACGCGGGUCUAUUCUCAGUUCCAAGCUGGCAACACUCUGCCACACAUUGAUUAUACCUCUGCCACUGAUAACGGGGAAGACGAACUGGCCAUUUUCGGCGGCCAGACUCGGGUGAUCGCAAGCAGGCUUCUAUCAAGGCGAAACCGCACUCGUAAUCGUGACUCUCCGACACCGAGCGUCGCCUCUGGGUCGUCAAGUACAUCUAGCCCAGAGCCGCAUCAUGUGUCAUCCCCUACUGACUCGCUACCGGAUGUACAUCCGUCUUUGGUCGAAUAUCUCUCAAUGCUUCCUAGCCAACCGACUUCUUCCCCGCCAACGUAUAAUGAUUUCCCUCAGAGUCAAUUCGUCGUCAAAACCGAAGCAAGCAGCGACCAGGUUCCAAUACAUACCAUUCCCCAGCAAUCCUUCAUACCACGUAAUGACUGCAUGGACCCGUUUAAUCCCCAAUUUGCCGCUUCCGGGUCAGGCCAAAUCGCACAGGGGAGCACGAUGGUGUCGAACGAAGCUUUGAGUCAAAUGGCACCUGGAGGCUAUAUUUUUCCAGCGGAACGCACGCAUCAAUGCGUGUUUGGCUAUGGCCCUUCCUAUGCGUCAGACGCGCCAAUGAAUGGCGUCGUAGAUUCUAUGGAUGACCUGCCUGACCGUGCUUUGACCGAGCUUAGCAUGAUGAUGUCCGGGGAUUCUGCCAUAGAUGAACAGUGGAUGUACUUCAUGCGGGACUCUGGUAUUUUGGAUACAAAUCUAACGUAG
This is a messenger RNA of Pleurotus ostreatus (oyster mushroom), 2406 nucleotides long. RefSeq lists its product as uncharacterized. Bases 1 to 2406 code for a protein of 801 amino acids. The record is from RefSeq and is a predicted model, not a curated record. The transcript is spliced from 11 exons. Gene Ontology annotation, biological process: DNA-templated transcription. Lineage: Eukaryota; Fungi; Basidiomycota; Agaricomycetes; Agaricales; Pleurotaceae. Gene Ontology annotation, molecular function: zinc ion binding; DNA binding.